CCUUAAAUGUAUUAUAGCCACUUGUGAACUUCGAGACUUUUAGGCGUUUACUCAGGUUUGAACUUUCUCUCUAGCCUACCACAAAUAUCGUCCAUGGCUUCUCCAUCCUCAAACUUCCCCGCAGAACCCAUCAAACCUUUACUCAGUUUUCUAUUGCUUUUCUUAAGUUUUCUUCUCUUUUUCUUUUAUCCUCGUGACAACAAUUCUUAAAUUCAGCAAUCAGCAAUAAUUACAGAAAGUUAAGUGACCAAUACUAAUUCAUUUUUCAUGGCUCUUCACCAUUUUGUUUCCACUUUCCUGGUAAUGGUUCUCUUGAUCUGCUGCUGCCAACAUAUUGUAGCUGAAAACCAAUCUCAGUUCUUCACAGAUAUGAACAGGUCUUUCUCAGGGCAAAGUUUGUCUUACUGGAAGAUGUACAAAGCCAAAAUCAGCUUUUGCAUCUACAAAGGGAUUCAAUGUAACAACCGAAGCAACAUUGAGAUGAUUGAUAUCUCUCAUUGGGGGCUUUCUGGCGAGUUACCUGAGAACAUAUGCCGGUAUUUGCCUGAACUGAAAAUUCUCCGGCUUGGUGGCAAUAAUCUUCAGGGCAGCUUCCCUUUCGGUGUCACCAAUUGUUCUGUAUUGGAAGAGCUGAACAUGAGCUCAUCUAGCCUCAGUGGGACGUUGCCGGACUUAUCAUCUUUGCAAUCUCUAAAAUUGCUGGACUUGUCCGGGAACUUCUUACAGGGAAAGUUUCCAAUGUGGCUCGCAAACCUGACAAAUCUUGAGGUCAUGUCCUUCAAUCAAAAUCUGGGGUUUGAUCAAUGGGAACUACCAGAGAACGUUUCCAGGUUGACUAAGCUUCGGAAUAUGACAUUGUCGUCAUGUAACCUACAUGGAAAACUCCCAGCAUCAGUUGGCAACAUGACUUCCCUGAUCCAUCUCGAAUUGAGUGGGAAUUUCUUGGUUAACCAGCUUCCCCCUGAAUUAGGCCAACUGAAAAUUUUGCAAACGCUUCAGCUCUGCAACAACCAACUUGAAGGUGAAAUACCAGAGGAGUUUUGUAACAUGAUUGAGUUAAGGGACAUAGACAUUUCAGGCAACAUGUUGACAAAGCUUCCAGAAUCCCUUCUAGCCCUUCCACGUGUUUCGUCGAUUGACCUGAGCAACAACCGCCUAAAUGGUUCCAUCUCCAGGAAAAUUGGGAAUGCAAAAUAUUUAUCAGAACUGUUUUUGCAGAACAACAGAAUAUCAGGUCUUUUACCAGGUGAAAUCUCUGGAGCAAUCAAUCUUGUGAAAAUGAAUCUCAGUAACAAUCUCCUGUCCGGUCCAAUCCCACCUGAAAUUGGGAAUCUUACAAACCUCACUUUUCUGCUCCUGCAACAUAAUAUGUUCAAUUCUUCAAUCCCAAAAUCAUUAUCUUCACUUCGUAACGUCAUUUACCUUGAUCUGUCUAGUAAUGGCUUAACAGGGAGCAUCCCAGAAAGCCUCUCUGAAAUAAAGCCAAACUCCAUGAACUUUUCAAGCAAUAUGCUUUCUGGUGCUAUACCGCGUUCACUUGUGUUUGACAAUUACCUAACAGGCUUCUCUGGCAACCCAAGCCUUUGCGUCCCCUCAGAUCAAAGCUAUCUAAUCUCGUCCAGCAGUGAAUUCCGCAUUUGUGCACAAGCGCGCAGUCGAACAAUGUCAAGGUAUACGCUGCCGAUUGGGGUGCUGGCACUAAUUGUUUUUCCUGGAAUUAUUCUGUUUCUGAAACUAUGGUUUCAUAAAGAUAAAACAGUAACAAGUAAUAAGGGCACAUUAUUGUCCUCCUUUUUCUGGGCUGUUGUGAAUAUAUCGCAUCGUGGAGAGAUAAUUCAGUCCAUGACUGAUGGUAAAAUAUUGGGUCGUGGAGGUUGCGGGACUGUAUACAAAGUUGAGUUGAGCAAUGGAAUUCCAGUGGCUGUGAAGAAGUUGCAUAGUAGGCUACAUGAAGUCUCUGAAACUAAGGAUCAACUAGUUUUAGACAAGGAACUGAAAACUGAGGUGGACACCUUAGGAAGCAUAAGGCACAAAAACAUUGUGAAAUUGUACUGCUAUUUCUCAAGUGCAGAAGCAGGAAAUCUGCUGGUUUAUGAGUACAUGCCAAAUGGGAACCUUUGGGAAGCACUUCAUGGAGGCUUUUUUCUUCUGAAUUGGCCUAUUCGUUAUCAGAUCGCACUCGGAGCAGCGCAGGGUUUAGCCCAUCUACACCAUCAUCAUCCAGCCCCGAUCAUUCAUCGCGAUGUCAAAUCCAGCAACAUCUUGCUUGACAGGGAUUACAAUCCAAAAGUUGCGGAUUUUGGACUUGCAAAAAUCUUGGAAGAAAGAAGAGGGAAAAACUCCAUAACAACUGGAGUUGUUGCCGGAACAUUUGGCUACAUGGACCCAGGGCAUCAACCAAAUGCGACGUAUACAGUUUUGGAGUUGUGCUAAUGGAAUUAGUAACCGGAAGAAAGCCAGUAGAAAAGGAGUUAUUCGGCGAGGGGAUUCACAUCAUUGAUUGGAUAUGCAACAAGGUCGUAAACAAAGAAGCAGGACUCGAGGUUUUGGAUCCAAGGAUUUCAGAGUCAUUCGAAGAUGGAAUGCUUAAAGUGCUCCUGAUUUCAAUGCAUUGCACACACACAAAGAAAUCUUCUCGCCCAACAAUGGACGAAGUUGUCCAACUGCUUCUUCGUGCCGCUGACCCUUUGACUUCCGGCGAGCCAACUAGCAAUAUUUCCACACAACAAGAUUGACUACAUAUCAAUCAUUUGUGUAGUUCUAAUUGGGCUUGAGUUUAAUGAAAAAAUUAAACAAUAUGGAGAGAUAUUUUGUUUCUCGAAAGGGAUGCAUCCGAGUCGCUAUUCAUUGGGAACGAGUCUAAAUGUAAUAUUCAUCUCACUUGAAUUUAAGAAAAGCCUCUGUGUGUAUACCAAUGUUUAGACUUCAUUUUUUUUUUUGGUAAAAAAGGAGACCAACGCAUAAAUAAAAUUAAAUGAGUGGUCAGCUAAACACAUCUUUAGGAUCCUCUAAAUGUUAAGGCUCUGUUUGAUGAUCACUUAAUGUAAU
Molecule: messenger RNA, 3048 nt
Organism: Oldenlandia corymbosa var. corymbosa
Lineage: Eukaryota; Viridiplantae; Streptophyta; Magnoliopsida; Gentianales; Rubiaceae
Source: the annotation of a GenBank genome assembly